Amphibalanus amphitrite is the source of this 4150-nucleotide messenger RNA. RefSeq names its product endothelin-converting enzyme-like 1. Gene Ontology annotation, molecular function: metalloendopeptidase activity. Bases 1041 to 3434 code for a protein of 797 amino acids. Gene Ontology annotation, biological process: protein processing. The record is from RefSeq and is a predicted model, not a curated record. The transcript is spliced from 4 exons. NCBI's taxonomy places the organism in Eukaryota, Metazoa, Arthropoda, Thecostraca, Balanomorpha, Balanidae. Gene Ontology annotation, cellular component: plasma membrane.
AUCACAUAAAGGACGCAUGAUUACCUGCCGCUACGUUUCGUUGGCUACGUCAUUUGUAACUCCAGCUCGCGUCACUGGCUUUGUUCCUGACGUAUCUUCAUAUUAAUAUGGUGCUGGUGGUUAGACCGGUCUUUUAGUUUCUCACUUGAUAAUUCCUAUAAUCAGCAUGACGUGGAUUUGCGUGGUGUGCAGGUGGUGUGCCCCAUUUUGGGCAGUUUCCAGCUGAGCUCUGCACGCUCUUAUCAAUCUGUCAGGCUUCCUGAAACCCUCCAACGCAGUGGUCGUACAAUCGUGCUGCUCGCACGCGGAAAUCGCACGCGAAAGCGUGGCGGCUCGAGCUCGGCUUGGCCGGCGUUCUCUCAUCACGUGCCGGCUACGGUCGAGGGCUCGGACACCGAGGACCUGCCGGCGUCAUGGUAGCCGACGUGAGGUCACACUCGUCUGACGUGACCGCAGAGGCGCGCCGUGAAGUAACUCCGGGCUCGGGAUGGAGGGGAGUACCGCCGCGAGCCGUGCCGGUCCACUGGCUCGCUCGGAUCGGUGUUGUCUGCAGUCUGCUGUUUCCAUGUUGAAUUGAGAAGUGGCGGUUGUUGGGAUCUCGGUGCCCGGCCGCGCCGAGUCGUUGCGCGGCGUGUUGCACUGCCAAGGCCACCUGGCCGGCCGCGGAGCGCGCUGUCCAGACUCAGACGGUACCGGCCGGCGCGGCGGGCCGCACGACCGGACCGCGCCGCGUGGGGCCGGCGGGAAAACGGCGCAGCGCGCGCCGGACACGGACCGACCGCCAGUGCAUGGGCCGGGGACACCGCGGCGGCACACGGCGCACGCCGCUCUCAGUAGUCGCCGUCCGCCAGCUCGGUGCGUGCUGCCGGCAGAGAUAGCCAUCCGCGGCCGGGUCUGCUCCGCCGGCUCUGCACUGCACGCUCUCCGUGAGGUGGUGGUCAGUCGGUGGCUGUGUCUGGCCCAGGUGUGACCGCUCGGCGGGCCACUCGGAGUGCUGUGAGUCUCUGUGAGUGUCCAGUCGGCGGAGGUCCGUCAGCGCGAUGAGCGGGAUGGAGGAGGGCAUCACGGCGGCGCCCGCCCAGCCGGCCACCCUGCACAUGACGUCCGUGGACGAGCCAGAGGCCACCAACGACAAGCGGUUCCUGUUCAGCGAGGGCGGCUCGGCGCGGCCCGUGUGGCUGGUGCGCGGCUACCAGGUGCCCAAGGUACCGGUGCUGGCCGGCCUGGCCGCCAUCCUGGCCGUGCUCUGUCUGCUGCUGCUGGUGUGGUGCGCCGUGCUGGCUGCUGCGACCGCCGGCCCGCCGCCGCCGCCGCCCGAGUGCCGCGCCACCGGCUGCCUCCAGCAGGCGGCCAACAUCGCCGGCUACAUCAACACCUCGGCGUCGCCGUGCACCGACUUCUACGAGUACGCGUGCGGCCGGUUCGACGACGUGCACCCGCUGGAUACGAGGAUCUCCUACGGCAUCCAGGAGGUGCUGGAAGCCGAGAACCAGCUGCGCAUCGAGGAGCUGCUCGAGCGCUCCCAGUUCCACAACGACUUCUCGGCGGUGAGCAAGGUGCGCACUUUCUACCGCACAUGCAUGGACGCGGCGCACGGCAACAGCAGCGCCGAGCGGCUGCGCGAGCUGGUCAACAGCCUGGGCGGCACCGACCUGUUCGGCACUUUCGAUCCCGAGAAGUUCGAGUUUAUCGAUAAGUUCGUUCAGACUCGUGAGGUGAACCGACUACGACUGUUCUUCUCCAUCACUUGGCUACAGACACUGGGCCGCGUGCUCAUAUCGCCGCCCCGGCUGGGCAUGGAGGAUAAGAUGCUGUACACGGACGAUACAAGCGAGGCGCGAGCGGCGCGGGCCUCCUACCGGCAGUCGAUCGUGGCUGUGCUCCGUCUGCUGGAGGCCGAGCUGCCUGCCGACGUGGCUCAGAACCGCACCUGUAACGCCACCUGUCCGGAGCGAAUGGCCGACUCGGUGCUCCACCUGGAGACCCAGCUGGUGGAGGCUAUGCCCACCAAGAGUCACGUGCUGCCUGCGCCGGCCAAUGUGAUGUCGUUGGACGCGCUGCUGAGACUGUCACCGCGCUUCGAGUGGCGCCGUCUUCUCGACUCGCUGUUCGGUAAGAACGUCGUGGCCAACUCGUCCAGUGUCCAGGUGCCCAGUAAGGAGUACAUGACCAAUCUGAACGCCAUCGUGGAGCGCAGUAAUGCCUCGCUGUUAAACGACUACAUCCAGUGGAACCUGAUCCGGCAGUACCUGCCGGCCGCCGGGCCCAUCUACGCCGUGCUGGCCCAGGAGAUGGACACUGUCACGCGCCGGCUGGCCACCCGGCCGCGGCAGGCCAUCUGCUUCGACCUGCUGCGCCGCUACUUCCCCCGCGCCCUGCGAGCGCUCUUCAUCGCUGACCACAUCGGCGAGUCGAACGUGGCGGCCGCGCGCCGCAUGGUGGGCCGCGUGCGCGACCAGCUGGGCCGCAGCUUUGACUGGAUGACGCCUGACUCACGCACCCAGUCGCAGACGGUGCUUGGCAGCAUGGGCGUCUCGUACGGCCACGCGCCGUGGGUGACCGACGAGCGGCGGCUCAACAACUACUACGCCGGCCUGACUCUGACCGGGCGGGACUUUUUUACCAACCUGCUCAACGCCGACCGUUUCAAGGCCGGCGAACUCAAGGCCAACGCCGCCCGACUCGCCAGCAGCGGCAACAACCACGCCGAUGACGACGGUGACGACGAGGAUGCCAUCUGGGUGGACGGCGACGCGACGACGGACGUCAAGGUGACCUACAACCCGGUGCGGGACCGGCUGCGCGUGCCGCCGGGCGGCCUGCAGGUGCCGCUGUUCAGCCACCACAGCCCCGACUACGUGAAUGCGGCCACGUUCGGCUCACUGGUGCUGGCGGAGCUGGCCGGACCGUUCUUCCUGCGCCACAGGACCUACAGACUGCCGAGCUGGUGGGACUCCGAGACGACGGCGCGCUACCGGCAGUACGGCCUCUGCCUGAUGGACAGCCUCGGCGGCUACACGGUCGACGUGCAGCGCAGCUUCGAGUUCACAUCGGUGCGCGGCUCCGGAACGCACCGAAAAUCCCGGGUGCCUCUCGACCCUCGGAAGUCGGCCAACUAUCUCCAGGCGGAGCACUUGGCCUUCAUCUUGUCAUACGAUCUCUUCAAGCACAUACAGAAGGAGGACGGGCCGCAGCGCGUUCUGCCGGGCACAGAGGGCCAGACGCCGGAGCAGCUGUUCUUCCUGACGUACGCCCAGAGCCGGUGCCGCAACACGAACCCCUACCUGCGCGUGCUGCUCAACAGCGCCUUCAAGGAGUUCCCGCAUCCGGAGAUGAUCAACAACUUCGUGUACAACUUCCCGGCCUUCCGCGAGGCGUACCAGUGCCAGAGGAUUCCCGAACCGCACCAGGGCCGUCACUGCACGCUGAGCUGAGCUGAGCUGGGCUGACGGCGAGCUGGUGCCGAUGUGAGACACGAUGGACAGUGGGAAGACAGUCGAAGACGGGUUGGUCUUCUGAGAAAGACGAGAACAUGACUUUGGCAGCGCAGCUUGUCAUCGGCGCUGCAUGGAAGCCGAGAGGAUUCUUGAUGUGAAAGUAGUGCUACACCGUUCUGAAAGGCAUGCUACAUGUAGUUUUCCCGGUAAAUUGUGUGAUAUUUUGAAAUAGAUGCCCCACAUAUUGCGUUCGUGACUGCUGGGUGCUAGUUUUCUUUUCUUUCGAAUGUGGCCACCUCAUUCAAAAAAGAAGCUAGACUGCCUAGACCAUAGUCACCGUAAAACAUCUGAGCAGUUAUCGAAUUAUGCAAAUUACGCUGCAAGUUUGCAGUCGGAAAGUGCGAAAUAUGGGCCCUGCAUAUGGAUGUAUAUUGAUACCGUUAUUGUAUGCCUUGCUCUGGGUGAUGGUGGAUGAAGUGUUAUGUCGCUUUUAAAUGUGUUCUGUUUCGAUUCACUCUUAUUGAACCGAACGGCCGUUCGUUGUGAUGUGAAAGUGUCUGCUAAGUAGCUAUAGGUCGUCUUUCAACCGUGCAGAGGUUGUAAUAACCCUGGAAAUGCCAUCUCCAAGCAAUAAUGCAACAUUUUUUAAGUCAUUGUCAUGCUUGUAUCCGUUGUCACAGAAAAUACAAAUAAAAUUAUCACAUUGAAUAACA